This is a messenger RNA of Myodes glareolus (Bank vole), 1219 nucleotides long. It is a transcript of the gene Ccdc152, whose product is annotated as coiled-coil domain containing 152. Lineage: Eukaryota; Metazoa; Chordata; Mammalia; Rodentia; Cricetidae. The record is from RefSeq and is a predicted model, not a curated record.
CAGGCAUGGCUCAAAGCAAUGAAGAAAGUAUGAAAAAGAUUAGCAAUGUGAAUCUUGACAAACUGAUAGAGGACUUCUCACAGAUAGAAAAGAAAAUGAUAGAAACCACUGGAAAGAACAAUCAUUUGGAAAUUCAGCUGGAGAAGAGUAAUAGUUUAUUAAAGAUAAUGCAAACAAAAGAGGCCAUGAUAAAAGAAGAAUGUGCUACUCUUCAUACUAUGAUAAAAGGGCUACAGCAGACUAUUCAGUAUCAACACAAUUUGAAAGAUGAAAAUGAUCAACUAAAAAGAAAUGUUGAUUUUAUGAAAGAGAAGUUAAAAUCUCAUGAGCAGGAAUAUAAGAACAGUAUUGCAAAACUCAUAAGUGAAAUGAAAAUCAAAGAGGAGGGACAUAAAAUUGAAAUGAGCAAACUUUAUCAGGAUAUGCUGAAAAAAGUUGAAUUAAAUGAAGAAAAGCACAAAGAACUAAUGAUAAAGAAGGAGAUGGAGAUAUCAGAGUUAAAUGAAAAGUUAAGAAUUCAAAAGAAGGAAAAGCAAAAUGAAAUACUCAAACUACAUCUAGAAUUUGACACAAAACUAGCAAGAGUUCAAACUAAAUCAAAGUCGUAUCCAGAUGCUACUAUUUUGCCACAGAGUAUCUACAGAAGGAAGCUUCAACAUCUUCAAGAGGAAAAGAGCAAAGAGAUUGCAAGUCUCCAGAACACUAUUCGAGACCUGGAGCGGCGUCUCGCGGCUGCCAAAAACUCCCACCUCACUCGGGGACGGUUUUGAGCAGAGCACCUUAUGGAUUAGCUACAACUUAGUUUCUUUAAAGGCAUUAAAAUUCACUUUUAUUUUCAAUGUGAGCAUGCUAAAUAAUAAAGACACACACUUUUAAGCUUUUUUAAAUUGCAUUUAUUUAGAUAAAUCCGUACUGUGCCCAAUUCUGUACUGCAUUCUUGCUUAUUGGUAUUAGCCAUAAAAGAGUUCAGGUUCAUAGGGCUGAGUUUCUCUAUUGAACCAUCAUUGAUUAUGGGAAUACUGUCUUAAGCAGUAUGCAGAUUACCAACAUACUUUUCUUCCGUUAUGUCUUUCAAGACAGUCACUCACAGUUCAGAAGAACAAUACAACACAGGAUGAAGAAAACAGGAUACACAAAUGUAUGUAGUAAAAGUCAAGCUAGUAUAAAAAGAUAAGAAGAUAUUCAAAAUGCAGUCUGUUAAAGACUUAAUUGGUUAAAA